Macrosiphum euphorbiae (potato aphid) is the source of this 426-nucleotide messenger RNA. Lineage: Eukaryota; Metazoa; Arthropoda; Insecta; Hemiptera; Aphididae. The record is from the annotation of a GenBank genome assembly.
AUGAACGCAAAGGUUUUAAAUUUUACAACUGUGCUUGAAAAAAAAUGGUCAGAAAGUAAAAGAACCUAUGACAGAUUUAUUGAAAAAAAUAGUGAAUGGUUAAAAAAAAAUGUCAUAUUACCUACAGACAAUGAAAGUAGUUCGAAAAGUGUGGGUCGACCAAAAAUUAAUUUUAACGAGUGUGCCGAAAGAACCAAAAUAAAUAAAGUGAAACAUUUAGUAAAAUCGUAUACUUCUCCGGAACUCAGCUUUGCAGCCUCAACUAAGUAUCAACCAUCUGGGAAGAGGUGCGUUAGUCAACUUUUUAAGGAAAGUGUAAAAAGUCCGAAUCGUGCAAAAAAAAUUAUGAAUUCAUAUACGAGUACUUGUGUUGAAGAUGAAAAACCUAUUCCAUAUAGAAUUGAUGAAGCUUCUGUUAAUGGAUAA